This is a messenger RNA of Gryllus bimaculatus (two-spotted cricket), 2427 nucleotides long. The record is from the annotation of a GenBank genome assembly. Lineage: Eukaryota; Metazoa; Arthropoda; Insecta; Orthoptera; Gryllidae.
AUGUCUGCUCCCGCAGGACGGAGCCCGCGGCCCGCGGGGACUGCUCCAAGUCGGCGGCUGGGGAGGCUCCUGGGAAUGGAUUAUUCCUCUGGAGAUACCUCAUCAAAGUCCUUUUGGGUAGAGAAUAGUACUCAAUUGCUCCACCCAGCCUUCUACUUUGUCUCCAGCUUCAGUGCAGUACAAUGGCGACAACGGAAUCUUCACUUUCCCCAGAGGCCAUACAACACCAUUUUCGCGCAAAGGAGUUGCUUGAAUGCAAAGAACUUGGAGUACAAUACAACGCAACGAACAGAGGAGGCAAAGUUGAAAAACGCAUCUAAGAAAUGCUUGAGCAAUGGCGUCUGGUUCAGAGCAAAGGAGAGCGAAUACGAGUCUUGGACCAACUUCUCGCAAUGCUCAAGCAGCCCUCCCACCCUCGUACUCAGUGUGGACAAGUCAGUCAACGAAAGUUUCAUAGAGCCUUAUCUUCCAACAUUGAGGACUAUCUCGGAAGUGGGAUAUUCAAUCUCACUUAUAUCUUUGCUCAUAGCAUUUACCAUCCUUAUAAGUAUAAAGAAGCUGCGCUGCCCUCGGAAUGUGCUGCACAUGCACCUGUUUGCGUCGUUCAUCAUGCGCGCCUUCAUGUCGCUGCUCAAGGACUCCGUCUUCGUGCUGGGGCUGGCGACUGAAACGGACAUAAUGAAAAAAGGCGAAGACAUUUACUUCAACAGCGAGCAGGAAAGAAAUUGGUCAUGCAGAUUGAUAGUAUCUGUAUGGAAUUACUUCAUCAUGGCGAACUAUUCUUGGAUUCUAAUGGAAGGGCUGUACCUACACAAUCUCAUCUUCCUUGCGCUCUUCACUGACUCUAGCUCCAUUACGCUUUACAUCGCCCUCGGAUGGGGUCUUCCCCUUAUAUUCAUGUUACCGUGGACCAUAUGCAGAGCUUACUUGGAGAACGAUUUGUGCUGGACCAUCAACAAGAACACAAUUAUAUUUCUUCUCAUUCAAGGUCCUUUAACAGCCAUUGUUGUGGUGAAUUUUUUUAUCUUCAUCAAUAUUGCAAAAGUUUUAUUUCGUAAGUUGCAAUCUUCUGUCUGCGAAGAAACAAAAACGUACAGGCGCUGGGCCAAGUCGACGCUGGUGCUGAUUCCUCUCUUCGGAGUGCACUACAUGAUUCUUCAAGCUCUCCAGUACAGCAAAAGAAGCACGGUUGAGUUGAUUUGGCUCUUCUGUGACAGAAUAUUCACAUGUUUCAAUGGUUUCUUUGUCGCUCUUCUGUACUGCUUCCUGAACGGGGAAGUGAAAAACGAGUUGGCGAAGAAGUGGGAGCAUUUCUCUCUGCGAGAGCUGCUCAAGAGGUGGCAUUUGGCUGGACGGGGCAGUAUUUUCUCUUCCAUGCGGUUCGCGCGAAACGGCCGGCAUCGUCGGCCCCACGGGUCUGGCUGCUCCAGCGCGUCCUGCACGGCGGACUCGUACGUCCACAGCUGCCGGGACAAGAAGAGGACUCUCGCAGUCCACACUGCGCAUGCGCCGUGCAAGCGCGUCGCUCGCGAGGAGGCGUUUUUGAUUGAACACAAAGACGGCUCUCGGGUUGGAGGCGAUUCCUCCGAGUUCAAAAAUGGACUUUCAAGAACCCAAAGAGGCAAGCGAUGGUCAACAUCUGACUAUGACUCACAAAAGAAUGUCAUUGAAUUAAAAAGAAUGAUUUCUUUAGAUAACAUAGCAAAUGUGUGAACCAAACUUCAGAAAACAAAUUAUAUGUGAUUUUUUAAAACAGGGUACUUACAUAUAGUGUUAAUGAAGUGAAAAAAACUGUGUUCUUGUUUAUUUGUAAAACAUUUCAGUGAUUUUUAGAACAGAAAUUGAAAUGGAGAAUUGCAUUGAGUGUCUUGAUGCCAAUGUGAAGAAAGUGUUUAUUUUAGAUUAUGUGCCAAUUUUCUUAUUGAAUGUUGAUGAAGAAUAACUAGGUAUCAACUUUAUAUGAAUGAAAUGACUUUCCAAGAAAGCUUCCAAAAUAUGGAAGACUGUGGUGCUAAAUGAUUGAUCUAUAUAAGUGCUUCUGUGAUAUUCGUCCAGUAUUUAUUACUUCUUAUGUAAUGUACAAAUUGCUUCUUAAUUUAGCAGAUAAAUACUAACGUAGAAUUAAUUACAUCUCUCUUCACAAUGUAGAAUGCAAUAUGAUUUGCUCAAACAAGUCCAAAGAAUAUGCAGGAACAUUCCUGCAAAAAUUUUAAACUCUUGUGACCAUGACAUGAUAUUAUUCACAAUUUUUUGUAAAUGAUGUUAAAGUACCAAUAUUUCUACUGAGAAAUAAUUUGUUGUAUUAAAAUUUUAAAAUGAAUUGUUUAUUUUAUAUUUUAUAUAAUUUUUUUAAUGUUUAUUAAUUCUCUUUUGAAGAAAUUGGUAAUUGUUUUUUAUAGUGUAAAAGUUUUGCCAUAAAGUUCUGCA